GACACACAUCCGCUGGGAUAGCGCAAAAGACGCCGUCGAGGCAGCCUCCGGACCGCACACCUCGACACGAGGUGCCCACGACGCAUAGUGGUUGCCCGCGUCGCCGGGCGAGGUCCCUCAGGAGUUCCUGAGAGGCAGCCCCUGGCCGAGGGGCCAGUACCGCACGCUGAGCAGUCCUGCCGGCACGCCACCGCCGCGACGCUGACCAAGCGUCAACGCCGGUGCGCACAUAAAGAGCCAUGGGGCAGCUCCCCCUCCUCACGCUCUUUACAGUAUCAGCCCUCGCGAGCGACUUCACGGACACCUACCUCUACGUGAACCCGACGCAGCCGCAGGAGGCUGCUGAGAUACAAAUAGACUUCUUCACGACCUAUGAACUGACUGGGAACGGGAUCCAGGGCGAUGUUAUAUACGUCCAGCUGCCCAAAUUCACCAUUGGGGGAGGAGGCAAGAAGCCGGGGCCCAACGUUCCACGAGGCGAAUUAGUUAUAAGCCCGUCGGUCUAUUUUGAGGGGAGAUGGAUCGAGGGCGAGUUCAAUAACCUCACACAUCCGUUCCCCAACUCGACGCUCGCGUUGUACGUGCAGGAAGAAGUAACCAUCCCGGCGGGCACAUCUCUCAGAGUCCGCAUCUACCGGUCGAACAACAUCAAGGUCUACUGUGGGUAUGAUAGACCGCAAAACACGGACAAUGACUUUUUUCUCAUGUGGACGAACGCCUCAAAGGCGACGGGUCAACAGCAACAGAUCGAGUACGGCGACCGCGUCGGCAACGGCUGCUCGAAGAUCUCGGACUGCGGCUUGGUGGGGGACUGCGACUUCUGCCAGCAGAAGUGCUACUGCUGGCCCGGCAAGGGCGGCUCGGACAACUACAAGAAUACCGGUAGUAUGGACUGCACGCAGUUCGAGUGCCCCGAAGGUCCGAGGUGGGGCAGCAUGCCCCUCUCGGAGACGGACGGUGGCCACGUCGCGCAGACCAUGGCCUGCUCCGGGGCCGGUCUCUGUAUUGCGGAGUCGGGCGAGUGCGAGUGCUUCGACGGGUUCACCGGAGACGCUUGUCAACGCCGCAUUAGCACGUGCGGCGUCGGCGGCAAGUGCUCAGGUCAUGGACAAUGUUUGCCCAUGCACCAUUUAGCGAGAGCGAAGGAGGCGCUUCCUUUAUCUGAAGGUAUGUCGUCGUAUGGGGACGACCAUACUGUGAGAGAGCACACGGGCACGUGGGACUGGAACACGAUGAUGGGGUGUGCGUGCGACUCGUCGUGGCCCGUCGGGUUCGGGCCAGACGAGUACCAGCUGGGCGAAUACUACGGCGCGGACUGCUCCAAAAAAAGGUGUCCGACGGGCGUGGCCCCCUGGAUCCGGAACACGGACCCGAACGACGCGUGGAACGACACGGCGGCGCAGGCGGUCGGACCAUCGCGACCAGCGCAGGACCCGCUGAACCGCGUCGGGCGCAAGGGCAACCAGCACCUCGUCGAGUGCUCUGGCCGCGGCUCUUGCAACGAGGGGCGCUGCUCGUGCUUCGCAGGAUAUACUGGGCACAACUGCGACCGGUGGGUUCCAAAUAAGUACUGACACUGGCAUCACCUAACGCCAUCGAGCAGGCGUCGCGUCG
Molecule: messenger RNA, 1614 nt
Organism: Pelagomonas calceolata
Lineage: Eukaryota; Pelagophyceae; Pelagomonadales; Pelagomonadaceae
Source: the annotation of a GenBank genome assembly